AUGAGACGGCAGGCUUUAGAGCUGAUCACGAGUCUGCUCGUGGUCCAGCUGCUGCUGCCCUUGCCGGAUCAAGUGAACGCCGUGAAGAACCGAUUGAGGAAACAACGAUCUAAGCCGCAAGAGCACCAGGCUCAUCACUCUCAGCAGCCUGGCAACAAUUAUGAUGAAUAUGACUAUAAUUACGAAAACUACGACGAAUACGAGGACAAGAACGAGACUACAUCAACAACGUUACCAUCACUAAUAAUACCAUCAGAUGCCACGCGACUUUCGGGAUGGUCCGAAACACCGACCGAAACACUCUUGAGACAAUCAGAACCUACACACUUACCGGCUCCCACGCAAUUUUAUGAUCAUGAUUUAGAGGAGACCAGUCCUACAUCUGAACGGAAUUACUCAGUUUCACCUACGGAGAUUUUACCGGGUGAGAGUAACAUAUAUAGUUCUGUGGCGAUACCAGGACCACGAGGUCAACCUGGUCGACCUGGAGAUAUUGGUCGUCCCGGUGAUGCGGGAUUUCCUGGACAACCCGGUACGCCUGGGACCCCAGGGCCACCUGGACCUCCAGGACCUGUACCUGAUGUAUCUCUAUAUUAUCAACAAUUGGCUUUGUCUCAAGCAAAUGAAGAUAAAGGCCCGACAGGUGCAGCGGCGUCAUUGUAUGGGCCAGAAGCAUUAGCUUACAUUCAGGCGCAAGUAGGUCCGAUGGGUCCGCGAGGCCCUCCAGGUUCGCCUGGUGCUCCUGGUCCUCAAGGUUUUCAAGGUACACGAGGUGAAACUGGUGAAUUGGGUUCCCCCGGUCCUCCUGGCAUGCCAGGUCCUAGAGGCUUGCCAGGAUUACCCGGAAAGGAUGGUAUCAGUGGAGAAGAUGGCGAAACCGGUCCACCGGGAUCGUCUGGUCCUGUGGGACCACGUGGUCCUCCAGGAAUACCUGGGCUUCCAGGGUUAAAAGGCCAUCGUGGUUUCCCAGGUCUAGACGGUGCUAAAGGUGAGCAAGGAGCUCCUGGUGAAAAAGGAUCCAUGGGCUCGCCUGGGCCGAUGGGACCAGUAGGACCGAUGGGUCCAGCAGGGCCUCGUGGUGAAAGAGGUAGGGAAGGUUCAUCGGGUCCUCCUGGAUUGAGAGGCCUUGACGGAAUUGCUGGGCCGCCUGGACAACCCGGUGCUAUAGGAAAACCUGGCUCACCAGGUUUUCCAGGAAAUCCUGGAAUAAAAGGUGAUCAAGGACCACAAGGACCAACAGGAAGCCAGGGUUUGCAAGGUCCGCGAGGUGAAAGUGGCCGCCCAGGACAACCUGGUGAGACUGGUCCACAAGGUCCUCAAGGCAAAGAUGGAAUUUCUGGUGAGAAGGGAGUCACUGGAGCAACAGGACCCGUUGGUUUGCCCGGAUUUCCAGGUGCUCGAGGUCAACCCGGAACGCCGGGUAAUCCUGGUAUCCCUGGCGCUAAAGGAGCACCCGGCCUUCCUGGUGAAAGAGGUUUUAAAGGAGACGCUGGAGUGAAAGGUGAUGCAGGAAUGCCUGGUCCGCGUGGACUUCCUGGACCUCCUGGGAGCGAAGGCAAAAGGGGCAAGAGAGGAAUACGUGGACCAAUCGGCGCUGCGGGGCCUACUGGAGAACGUGGCGCACCUGGAGCGCGUGGUCUUCCUGGCUCGGAUGGUCCUGUCGGGCCUCAAGGGCAACCUGGUGAUCGUGGUCCUGCCGGAGCUGUUGGACCGAAAGGCACUGCUGGAGAUCCUGGACGACCUGGGCCGCCAGGAUUACAGGGUGCGCGUGGUUUAAUGGGUAGGUCGGGAGCUCCCGGAAAAUCAGGUAAUCCUGGAGAACGUGGAAUUCAAGGUGCGGAUGGCAAGCCUGGAGAACAAGGGCCGCCUGGACUGCAAGGCCUACCAGGACCAUUAGGACCAACAGGGGAAAGAGGAUAUCCUGGAGAACGCGGAAAAGAUGGUGAACCGGGCAAUCCAGGUUCGCCUGGUCCAAGAGGAGAUACCGGUAAAGAAGGGGCUCCAGGAGUACAGGGUUUACCAGGUCCAUCGGGAAGUGACGGCGCGCGAGGUCCUCCGGGACUCACCGGUCCUAGAGGUUUUCAAGGUCUACCAGGAGCCGCCGGUAAUCCGGGUGUUCCAGGCAAGGACGGAGAAGCGGGAGUACAAGGACGUCCCGGUCCGCCGGGAUUAACCGGCAAUAGAGGCGAGAGAGGACUUCCGGGAGAAAGAGGACUUAUGGGACCCCCAGGACUUAUGGGUCCUAGAGGAGAAACGGGAGCACAGGGUGUUGAUGGUCUCAUUGGUUUACCAGGACUUAAAGGAGAUAAAGGAAGUUUUGGUUCGCCGGGGCUACUAGGACUUCCUGGUGUGAGAGGAUUACCCGGAGAACCUGGACAGAAAGGAGAGAGGGGUACACCUGGACCAAUCGGCCCCGAAGGUCCAUCAGGACAUAUUGGAGAGCGUGGUCCACAAGGAGAAGUUGGACCUCCUGGCCCUCCCGGGGAACCAGCAGAACGAGGCGAUCCAGGUCCUCCUGGUCCUAUUGGUGAGACCGGAGCAUCUGGAAAUCCAGGAGAAAGAGGACCUCAUGGAUUACAGGGCUCGCAAGGUUUUCCAGGUCCACAAGGAUUAAUCGGACUUCCUGGUUUGAAAGGCGAUCGCGGAUAUCCUGGCUUAAAAGGAGAACAAGGAAAUCUGGGAUUGCCUGGCAAUCGCGGCGAAAUCGGAUUACCUGGACCUAUUGGGCUCACUGGUGCUAAGGGAAUUAGAGGCGAACCUGGUGCACGAGGCGAGCCCGGUUUAAUGGGCCCACCUGGUAUUACGGGACAUGUUGGACCAUCAGGACCACCAGGAAAUGUGGGACCACCUGGUGCUCCUGGAUUUCCGGGUAUUAAAGGCGAUGCAGGCGAUGUUGGACGUCCUGGAAAUCCAGGUCCAAUCGGUAACCCUGGUCCACCUGGAAUAGACGGAAUUAAAGGCGAAAGUGGAUCCCCAGGAUCUCAAGGACCAAUGGGUCCUCAAGGACCUCAAGGUUUACCCGGCGAGAGAGGUUUACCAGGCUUACCUGGUUCUGCUGGUCCUAUAGGAAAUAGAGGAUUACGCGGAGCUCCUGGUGAAACAGGACAACCCGGAAAACCAGGAGCGGAAGGUCCAUCCGGACCUCCCGGAUUAAUAGGUCCUCCAGGUUCUCCUGGUCAUGUAGGAGAAGCAGGACCAGAGGGACCAAUUGGAAAACCAGGACCACCGGGUAUAGGAGGCCGACCAGGUGACAAGGGACCUCCUGGGGUAUCUGGGGCUGCAGGACCGUCAGGUCCUCCUGGAUUACCAGGACCACCUGGAUCCGUUGGACCUACCGGACUCACUGGAGAACGUGGCCCGAAAGGUGAAACAGGACCGCAAGGUGUAGAAGGGCCACAGGGACCACGAGGAAAACCUGGAACUACGGGUCUCGAAGGUGCAAAAGGCGAUCGCGGAGAAGAGGGGCAGAAAGGAGCCAAGGGACAUCGGGGAUUUACUGGUUUGCAAGGAUUGCCCGGGUCUCCUGGUUUAGUAGGAGAAAAGGGUGAAUCUGGUCUGCCAGGACCUCCCGGUAAAGACGGAGAGCCAGGUAUUAGAGGUAAUCCUGGACGGGAGGGUAAUCCAGGACCUAUCGGACCUGCGGGAAAUCCCGGACCAAGAGGUCCAGCUGGGGAAGAAGGUCGCCAUGGGUCACCAGGUCUUCCAGGACCACCCGGACCACCUGGUCCGCCUGGAGAAAUAGGUUUCGGAUACGAUGCUGCAUCUCUAGCAGCACUUAUAGGACAAGGCCAAACUAAAGGACCAGAUCCACUUGGUGAUGAACCACCAAGAAUAUUUGGUAAAGAUAUCCCUGAAAAGGAACGAAGAGAGUUGCUUUUGAAAGCGUACGAAAAUCUAAAAUCGUCGUUCCAAAAAUUGGUGAAGCCGGAUGGUGAAAAAAAUUCGCCUGCUAAAACCUGUCGAGAUCUAUUUGUUGCUUACCCGGACAAAUUAUCUGGCGAGUACUGGAUUGAUCCAAACGAAGGAGAUAUUCGAGACGCGAUCUUGGUAUAUUGCGAUGCCGAGAAACGUGCAACUUGCAUAUUACCGAAUCCAUCGCGUUCACCAGAAAUGACUCACAUUACUGAUCAACAGGAGACCUGGCUAAGCGAAAUAGAUGGCAGUAUGAAGAUUACAUACAAAGCGGACAGUAAUCAAAUUAGUUUCUUGCAAUUGCUCUCCAAACACGCGAAUCAGAACAUUACGUAUCACUGCAAAAAUAGUGUGGCUUACUUCGAUUAUGAGAAAAAGACGUACAGAAAGGGCUUGAAGUUUUUGGCUUGGAACGACGUUGAAUUAACACCACGAGGCAAUCAGCGUCUUAGAUAUGAAAUGAUAAUGGAUGAAUGCAGGUUCCAUCAAGACCGCUGGGGUAAAACUAUCGUCUCAUAUGAAACGGAUAAACCCGUAAGACUUCCCAUCUUAGACGUGGCUUUGCGAGAUAUCGGGAAACCCGAACAGAGUUUCUCCAUUGAGAUCGGUGCAGCGUGUUACGAUUAAGACAAAGUACGACAUUGCGAUUGUUAUCUCAUGCCUACAACACCGUCGUCUUCCAUUGUAUAAUCCUAAAAAAAGAAUUGUCUUCCAAUUUUAAGGAGAUAACUGUAUAUUAAUUUUAUCUCAAGUGGAUGAACGCAAAGUUAAAUAAAAAUAAAAAAAAAGAUGUAAUUUGAAGAAAUGUAUCACUCGG
Temnothorax curvispinosus is the source of this 4729-nucleotide messenger RNA. RefSeq names its product fibril-forming collagen alpha chain-like. NCBI's taxonomy places the organism in Eukaryota, Metazoa, Arthropoda, Insecta, Hymenoptera, Formicidae. Gene Ontology annotation, molecular function: extracellular matrix structural constituent. The record is from RefSeq and is a predicted model, not a curated record. Bases 1 to 4539 code for a protein of 1512 amino acids. The transcript has 29 exons.